Maudiozyma saulgeensis is the source of this 3579-nucleotide messenger RNA. The record is from the annotation of a GenBank genome assembly. Lineage: Eukaryota; Fungi; Ascomycota; Saccharomycetes; Saccharomycetales; Saccharomycetaceae.
AUGAAUCUCCCUAAAUUUCUUUCCAUUCUGUCACAUGUGAUAGUAAUUGGACUCAUACUAAAAUCAAUAAAUAAAUCCAUCAUAUUUGUAAUAUGCUUGACUGGAAUAGGAUUGACAUACUCGGUAAUCUUUGAAAGAAAAACAGUAAGCCAAAGACCUGAACCAAGAUUUUUAAAUAUAAUUCCAGGUAGCCCUCACAAAAUCAAUGUUACAUCACUUAAAAAACCUCUUUUCCCACAAUCAAAGAGAAUUUCAGAAGAGCUUGAUCAAAUUGUGGAACUGAUAUCGAGAGAUUUUAUUCUGUCGUGGUUUCAGCGGAUAGAUAAUAAUUUAGAGUCAGAAUUCCCAGAUAAUAUCAGAAUUGUUUUACGAAGCAUUAUUCUUAAAUUGCAAAAUAACCUUGAGCAUAAUGAUAUGACCUCAUUAGUUGCAUUCAAAUUAAUCCCGUUAAUAACAAAACACAUAAACACAUAUUGUACGGCAAGAACCACCGUUUUGUCUUCUACAAGAAAUCGUUCCUCUGAUAACGCUAACUUUCAUCUACGGAUAGCAAUUGAAUUUAAUAACAUAUAUAGAUUGCACAAAGCAAUUUCAUUAAAACCUGAUCAUUUAGAUGCCGAUAUCGAAUCGUAUAUGGAUAGUAAAGCUGAGAAGCUUACAAAGGUACUAUUGGACAAUCAAGAAUUACGGUCCAAUGUAGUUAUCAUCCUGUGCAGGGAAAUCUUAUCCAAAAGUAUAUUGUCACCUGCGUUUAUCAAAUUUUAUGACGCUGAUAAAUGGAAUUGCUUACUAAUCUCGAUAUCCAAGAAAAUUAUAAGUGAAAGAAAUCAAAUCCAAGAGGUUAAAUCGAUCUUAACUAGAGAAUUACAAGAUAAAAAUAUUAAUAAUCAACAUCUAGCCAGAAUGAAACAAUCAUCAGGGUUCAAUUUUACGUUAAAAGAUGACAUUACAACUAAAGAAUUUGAAUCAUACCUUCGAGGGUUAAGUGGUAUAGUUUCUAUUUCAGAUCUAAAAACUGGAAAAUUUUUAUUAACAACAACAUUAUUAAAAAUCGAUGAAAACAGUAAUCUAAGUAAUAAAAGGAAAAAUGCACAUAAAAGUAAGAUCUCUCUAUCUCUAGGUCUGAUAGACAACAGGUUGAAAACUCUGAAUCAGAACUCCAAUGACGUUAGCCGUAUAAAAAAUCCCUCCAAAUUCGACAUGGGCCUAAGUAAUGAUGUUUUGAACGAAGAUAAUGUCAUCCAGGGAUUUGAAAGCAUUAUCCAACAGAUAACGUUUGAAGCCAUAAUAAAGGAUGAAUUGUGCCAGCCAUAUUUUGAUGAAUUCAUCGGUACAGCCUACAACAAACGUGGAUUUGUAUUACUUGAUUAUUGGAAAACAGUGGAGACAUAUAAAAAUCCACUAGAGGAUGGUGGACGAGAAGAUGUCCUUGUUGAGGUAUCUCAAAUUGAUAUAGAAAAUAUUAAGCUUAUUACUGAGGAGUUUCUUGAAGGGGAACAAUCGAAAUACCUCGAGUCAUUGGAUGUUGGUUUAGUCACAAACAUUAAACUAUUUGCGGCUAACAACUUAGAUGUACUGGGCAAAGAUGGAUUUCUACUUGCCAGAAAAAGUAUGCUACUACUUCAGUCUGCUGCCGAGAAUGUGUUGGAAAAUGAAUAUUUGAAGAAUUUCAAGAAGUCAUCUAUCUUUUUGAAAAUGAUAUCAUCCCCCGAGUUUAUCAAUACGGACACAUACUCCAAAUAUUUUGUACCCAAGGUUGAGAAUAAAGUAACACCAUCAAUGGCGCCUGUAAAUCGAAAAAUAUCCGCCAGCUCCGUGGAAGUUUUAUCCAAUCCAGGAUUAAAUGAUGCUAUCGAAAAUAUUAUCCAAAAUGAAAACAUCACAUUCUCUGAAUACAAUGAAUCAUAUAAGCGCAACAAUAGCAAGCCAAAACCUUUAUAUAAUGCCUGUGACGAAUUAGAUUCUGAGAUAAAUUCUCAAGAUGUUAUAUUCGAAGAUGACCUCUUCUCUUCUAAUACAAGUCCCAUAAAAGGAUCACAAAGAAUUCCCAAACCCGAAGAACCGACUAAUAGAAUUUUUAUAAAGGACAGUACAACAUAUGAAAAAGAUUUAAAUGAUAGAAGUACCGUCGUCUAUCCUGAAUUAUCUGAUCUAAAAACAAAAAUAGGAGAUUUAACAUUGGAAACCAAUCAACUACAACAGGAACUUGACUUAUUAAAUCACCUAAUCCUGAAAGCAAAGUUAACAAAUAAUAAAAACCAAUUGAGUAUUUUGACAUCUUCACAGAAGGCACUAAUCAAGGAAAAAAAGAUAAAAGAGUUACUCAAACAACAAUAUAUGGUCGAAGAAAACGCUACAAGUUUAUACAACAAAACACAAGUUACUAUUAGAUCAUAUAUACUAGAUUAUGAAAUGUCAAAUUUGAAAGAAGUCGCUUACUAUAUCAUCAAUGUUGUCCACACCAACGGGGUUACAUCAUCAUCUUGGGAAAUACCAAGAAGAUACACUGAAUUUUCCAAAUUGAAUUCUUAUUUAAAAAAAGCAUACAAAUCAGCAAUGAAAAAUAUUACAAGAAAAGAAAUAUUUCCUGCAAAAAUGGCAAUUUCUUUGAAAUAUCAAAUGUCGCAAUCUUUGUUAUUCGAGAAAAGACGUAAGAAAUUCCAAUUAUACUUAAGGGAAUUGUUAGAAAUCCAGGAAAUAUGUCGAGACACCAUUUUUCGUAGGUUCCUAACGAACAAGGAACCUUUUUCAUUAAUUAAUGAUCAAAAUAAACCAAAUACCCAACCUCGAAAAAUGGUCAAUACAAAUAAUCUUGAGGUUGAUAUAAAAUCCAAUAAUAGUAAUGAUAACGAAGAAAUGGAUAACUGUGUUGACCGCGUGUCCGAACUUUCAUUCUCUUCAAAUUCUUUAUCACCGACACCUAAAAUUGAAUCUGCCCUAAUUUCAAAUGGUAAGGAUUUAGAUAAUUCAUCACAGGAUAAAGCGACAACAAGCAACUUAACGGAUAAAGAUAUAUCCCAUGACUACAUCUUGCAAGAAACAUCAACUUUUAAUAAUAAAUCUUUUAUCAAACCUAUUUGUGAUUUAUUUAUCGCAAUAUUUUCAUCGCAUCCGUCAGAAAAUGCCAACUCGAGAACCAGUAGUGAUUAUUGGCUAAGGGGUGGUGCUAUUAUCAUGCUUCUACAACAGUUGUUUGGUAGUACCAUCGAAAAAUAUAUUAGAGAUACUAUAUCAAAAAUUUCUUCUGAACCCAAACUUUAUGACGCCCUAUUUCAAUCUAGAAUUAAGCUUUGGGGAGUAGGCGGUUAUUUUGAGACAAGACAGAAAGAUAAAUUGAACCCACCUCCUGCUAGAAGCGAUUUAGAAAAAAAAAGAGCCUAUAAUGAUUCAAAACUGUUGUUCCAGGCCUUAUUGGUAGAACUUUCAGGUAAAGUUGUUGGUUUACAUCAUGCACGAGAGGCUGCGGCAAAGAUACAUGACUUACUACAAAAUCCAUAUAUGAACGCAUCGAUUCUUCUUGAAAUUUUCGAUUUAUUGCUGGACAAUAUCGUAUUUGAAGAGGAUCCUCUAAAAGUAUAG